Molecule: messenger RNA, 3236 nt
Organism: Gopherus flavomarginatus (Mexican gopher tortoise)
Lineage: Eukaryota; Metazoa; Chordata; Testudines; Testudinidae
Gene: SYDE1
Product: synapse defective Rho GTPase homolog 1
Exons: 8
Coding region: 366-3230 (954 amino acids)
Biological process (GO): signal transduction
Source: RefSeq, a predicted model, not a curated record
UCCAGUGAUCCUGGCCCAUGGGAGGCAACAGGGGCCAGGGCAAAGAGGCAGUCUUUGCCAGUCUCUGUGUCCCAGCACUCUCAGCACAGGUCAGGGGGCACUCACCAGUGACGGCACACAUGCUCCUCUGGACUCCUUUCUGUGUUCCAAGUGUUUCCCUACAGAUUUGCUCCCAGGAGAGAGGGCAGCGGGAUGCAGGGCAAGCCUGGAGAACAGCAGGGAGAGGCCACGGGGGUGAAUCGAUGACCGUGUCCAGCCACAAAGGGAAUGGAUGAAGGGCCGUGGGCCAGGGAGGGAAGGUCAGACUGGGCCCUGGUAGGCAAGGGUACAACGCUGCAGAGGAGGUGGCUCUUGCACCUGGAAGGAUGGAAUCGGAGCUCCCCUCGAGGAUGGUGGACUCUCUGAUGGAGCUGGAGCCAGGCCCUGGGCCAGAGCCAGUGUCUCAUGACCCUGACGGGAGCUGUCGGAGAGGAGCAACCAUCACUGUGUCCAGGAAGCAGAGCUGGGCCAAGUUCUCAUGUGGCAUCCGGGACGUGCCGUGUAGCUCUUACAGCAGGAAGGUGCCUGCCAGUCCCACGGCCUCCGCAGAGCUGCAGGAUGAGGGUGAAGGGGUAGGGCCAGGGCGAGAGACUGACGGGGACCCCCAGUGCUCUCUGCUGCCCCAGGAGCAGUUCUUCCCCACCCAUACAGGGGGACCAGCCCUUGAGGAUGAGGCAUGGCUUGUGGAGAGCCCCCCAGCCCCAGCGCCCCCCACCCCUCAGCCCGGCCUGGCCCCUGGUGAUGAGGAGGCUGAGUCGAUGUGCAGGUAUGUGGAGCUUUGCGCCUCUGGCAGUGCUGUGAGAUGUGCCAGUCAUGGUGCCUACUUGCAGAACCUGGAGAGGAGCAGCCGCCACUGGAUCCUCUCCUCGGGCAAGGCCCAGGGCCCAGAGGAGUUGUCCCCCAGCGCCAGCACAGAAUUGAAGGAGGUGGGCGCCAUGGGCAGCGAAGGGGAGAUCUGGUACAACCCUAUCCCUGAAGAUGAGGACGUUGUGGGUGUCAGGCAAGGCACCGAGCCUGCCAGCUCCUGGAGGAAGUGGGGCAGUGGCACAAGGAGCCAGGAAUCUGACAAGGACGAGGCCAGGCCCAGCAGGGCAGAGCCAGGUGAUGAAGAGCCCCCCAGGAGCAUCGCCAGGCAAGUGGAGAUCCCCAGCUCACAGAAUGCACCUACCCCAGCUGGGCCAGUGGGUCGAGGCGAGGAGACGGGUGCCGGCAGGACACAGGCGUAUGGGAAGUUGCCAAUUUCAUGUGUGAGCGCGGCUGUGGGGUUGGCUGGCCCAUCCCCCCCGCUGAGCCCCAGCGUCUCCAAGAAGGGGCGCUCCCUGGGCAGAGUGAAGUCCCCGGGAACCGUGCGCCGCCUUUCCCUGAAGAUGAAGAAGCUGCCUGAGCUGAGGAGGAAGCUGAGUCUGCGUAGUGCCCGGCCCCGGGGGCAGGAGCCUGAGGGCAGUGACAGCACCUCACCCCAGGAUGCCCGCAAGGAGCCGGGGAAUGUCAUCAGCCGCUACCACCUGGACAGCAGCGUGGCAUCCCAGCAGGGCCCGCACCGUGCCAAGGCAGCCAGCAAGGGCGGCUACCUAAGUGAUGGUGACUCCCCUGAGCUGCUGGCCAAAGCGGACAAGCGUGCCUGUCCUGGGCCAGAGGGGCAUGAGCUUGGGAUUAGGCUGGACGUGGAUGCCUUCCAGCCCUACAGCUCCUUAGAACAGCCGCGCUGUGUGCAGCCCAUCUCGGGCCUAGUCAGUGUCCACCUGCAUGGUGUGGGGGACCUUAAGCCUCCAAAGGCUGAGUCCAGGGAGGUGUUCUGCGUCCUGCAGGUGGACACAGCCCCCAGGGCGCGCACGGCCCUGCUGCCCUGGACAGCUGCCUUCCUCAGCCUCAACCACACCUUCAACUUGGAACUGGAGGGGGCCCGACACCUCAAGGUCAUUGUCUUCUCCUGGGACCUGGCUACCUGCCGGAACCGUGUGUGCUGCCAUGGCACCAUUGUCUUGCCCCACAUCUUCAGAGGGUGCAGGGCCCAGCAGCUGGCAGUGCGGCUGGAGCCGCGCGGGCUGCUCUACUGCAAGCUGAUGUUGGUGGAGCAGUGGGACAUGCCGAGCAGCCCCAGUGACCGGGAGCCCCGGGUCUUUGGCGUGGAGCUGCGUCACUUGGUGGAAAGAGAGAACACUGUCACCAAGGUGCCGCUGCUGAUCCAGAAAUGUGUCUCCCAGAUCGAGAAGCGGGGACUGAAGAUUGUAGGGCUUUACCGGCUGUGUGGCUCAGCGGCUGUGAAGAAGCAGCUGCGUGAUGCCUUCGAGAGGGACAGUGCUGCUGUGACGCUCUCUGAACAGCUGUACCCAGACAUCAACGUCAUCACAGGGAUCCUGAAGGACUAUCUGCGGGAGCUGCCCACGCCCCUCAUCACCAAGACCCUUUACCAGGUGGUGUUGGAGGCCAUGGCCCAGCGACAGCCCCAAGAUAUGCUUAGCAGGCAGACUGCGAAGGAGACGGUCGCUCUGCUGGACUGCCUGCCGGAGAUCGAGAAGGCUACGCUGACCGUGCUGCUGGACCAUCUCAGCUUGGUGGCCUCCUUCCACGACUUUAACCGCAUGAACUCCCAGAACAUUGCCGUGUGCUUUGGGCCAGUGUUGCUCAACCAGAAUCAGGAGCCAUGGUGCCAGAGGGCCCGCAGCUAUGCCCACUGCGAGGAGAUCUCCAGUGCUGUCGACUUCAAGAGGCACAUUGAGGUGCUGCACUACCUGCUGCAGGCCUGGCCUGCCCCCUACAGGAAAGGGCGUGAUGUGGAGGGCCGGGAAAGGGCCCAGUCCACCUGCCUGCGGCAGAGGCGCCGUCCUGCACUGCGGCUGGAUCUGCUGGAGAGCGAGGUGGUGGCUCGUCACCGGCCCCGAGGCCUGGAGAGCCCCCCCACCAACCGCUACGCUGGGGAGUGGAGUGUGUGCAGCCAGGAGUAUGGGCUGGUGGCCGGGCCAGGGCACGAGAUCAACUACACCGAGGUGGCCGGCAGCGACAGCGAGAAUGAGGUGCUGGACCUGCGGGAGGGGCUGGGUGGCCCCAGCCAGACGGUCUUCGUGGGGGACUUUGCCUUGGUUGACGACCCUGAGGCGCCCUUCAGCCCCCGCCUGAACCUGAAGGACUUUGAUGCCCUCAUCCUGGACCUGGAGCGAGAGCUCUCCAAGCAGAUCAAUGUGUGCCUGUGAGUGGCC